CGGGCGCGGUUGCCGUGGCAGCGCCUGCCCGAGGGAGGGCGGCGGCGCGGGGCCAGGACCCCGGCGGGCAGAGGCGGCGACGCGGCCACCCGAGAGUGUGCGGCGGGGCAGCUGAGCGGCGGGAGCUCCGCCCUGCUGGCUGGUGGGGAUGCGGGACCGGCUGCCCGACCUCACGGCGUGUAGGAAAAGCGACGAUGGAGACAAUGCUGUCAUCAUCACGGUGGAGAAGGACCACUUCAUGGAUGCCUUCUUCCAUCAGGUGGAGGAGAUUCGAAGCAGCAUAGCCAGGAUUGCUCAGCACGUGGAAGACGUGAAGAAGAACCACAGCAUCAUCCUUUCUGCCCCAAACCCAGAAGGAAAAAUAAAAGAAGAGCUGGAGGACCUGAACAAAGAGAUCAAGAAAACCGCUAACAAGAUCCGGGGCAAGCUGAAGGCUAUUGAGCAGAGUUGUGAUCAGGACGAGAACGGGAACCGAACUUCAGUGGAUCUGCGGAUACGAAGGACCCAGCACUCGGUGCUGUCACGGAAGUUUGUGGACGUCAUGACAGAAUACAAUGAAGCGCCAGAUCCUGUUUGAGGGGAGGCGAAGCAAGGCCAUCAGCGCCAGCUAGAGAUCACUGGGAGGACCACCACCGAUGAGGAGCUGGAGGAGAUGCUGGAGAGCGGGAAGCCGUCCAUCUUCAUCUCGGACAUUAUAUCAGAUUCACAGAUUACUAGGCAAGCUCUCAAUGAGAUCGAGUCACGCCACAAAGACAUCAUGAAGCUGGAGACCAGCAUCCGAGAGCUGCACGAGAUGUUCAUGGAUAUGGCCAUGUUUGUCGAGACUCAGGGUGAAAUGGUCAACAACAUCGAGAGAAACGUGGUGAACUCCGUAGAUUACGUGGAGCACGCCAAGGAAGAGACUAAGAAAGCCAUCAAAUACCAGAGCAAGGCCAGACGGAAAAAGUGGAUAAUUGCUGCUGUGGUGGUGGCUGUCAUUGCUGUCCUGGCUCUAAUCAUUGGCUUGUCGUUUGGCAAAUGAUUGCGUAGAUGGCGCUGGGUGCUUGCCUCUCCCUCAGGGUGGCAAAGGUGAUGUUCGUCCUCAUCUGUGUAGUCACUUUGCUUGUGAUCCUUGGAAUUAUUCUAGCAACAGCAUUGUCAUAGCAACCGCACCCCAAGAGCUCUUUGUCCUC
This is a messenger RNA of Rattus rattus (black rat), 1172 nucleotides long. RefSeq names its product syntaxin 2 (gene Stx2). The record is from RefSeq and is a predicted model, not a curated record. Gene Ontology annotation, cellular component: endomembrane system; plasma membrane; presynaptic active zone membrane. NCBI's taxonomy places the organism in Eukaryota, Metazoa, Chordata, Mammalia, Rodentia, Muridae. Gene Ontology annotation, biological process: exocytosis; synaptic vesicle fusion to presynaptic active zone membrane; intracellular protein transport. Gene Ontology annotation, molecular function: SNAP receptor activity; SNARE binding.